Messenger RNA from Carassius carassius (crucian carp), 712 nucleotides. Its product is annotated as transmembrane protein 272-like. The transcript is spliced from 5 exons. The coding region runs from base 56 to 571 and encodes 171 amino acids. NCBI's taxonomy places the organism in Eukaryota, Metazoa, Chordata, Actinopteri, Cypriniformes, Cyprinidae. The record is from RefSeq and is a predicted model, not a curated record.
AAUAAUCAUUUCAGGCUGUUUCUGAUCCCGUGGUGUGUGAAGAACUACAGGCACCAUGGAUCCAAAGCAAAUGUUGAAUUAUGUGAAAUCUCCUCCAAAAAUGAGUAUAACUUGCCUUGUUAUUUCAAAACUGCUGUUGCUGGCUCUUCCCAUUGCUCAGAUUUCAAUAGGUGCAGUGUAUCUGCAAGACUGUCCCCAGCAGCACUAUAUCCCAGUGUAUGUGCUGGUUUGCGGAGUGUUUAGUUUACUUCUGGCCUUGCUGUCUUGUCUGCCCUGUGCCAGGGAGACGGAGGAGGGGGGUCAAACUGUGCUCAGCCGUACCUUCAAUGUGUGGAAUUCUCUAGUUUCUACCUUCAUGUUCUGUUGGCUGAUCUGUGGCAGUGUGUGGAUUUAUUCUAUUUAUCCUCCUAACUACAACCAAACCGUGGCUGGAGAUCCCUACUGCAAUAAGACCCUCUACCUGUUUGCAUUCUGGACCACAACACUGGCAUAUAUUCUGAUAGGUCUGGUGGUGGUGCUUGGGUGCUGUGUUUGUAUCUGUGCUUUCAUUUUUGGAAUAGGACAGCAUUAGCAAAACCAACUUAUCUUGAUGACAGGGUUUUGAUGGUUGGUGUGAUAUAAUCACAAAACCAAUAUUAACCAAUAUUAAAUUGUCUUUAAAACCUUUGGUAGCAUUUUGAGCAUUGAAAGUAAAGGGAACUGAUAUUAUUGU